AUGCGGCGAAUUUUUAGCAAAUCAACACCUGGCUGCUAUGCGCGUGGUGUAUUUCAAACUACGCCUUCGUUUCGUUGGUGCUGUUUUGAGUUGAUUCGCGAAAGUGGAAGGAUGCGAAAUCGGUUGUGUUGUCACCUGCCGCUGAAAGCUGCCCGCUGGCAUUCAAGUGAUGCGUUCACGAAUGAUGGGACUCCGCCGCCGCUGCCGCUCUCCAAUGGCGGGGAGAGCGAUUUUGUUGAUCUCCAACUGGAUGAUCUUACAAAUGCGCUGGGAUCAGCCAGUGCGCGGCGAGAAGUGGGGGAUUCUUCAGAACUCGGCGUCGUCAGGGAAAACGAUAUUCCAGAGGGUCAGGUAUUUUCCCGGCUUAACAUUCCAAUUUCCAGUCGCCAGGAGGAACAGCGGACGAACAGUCGCAGCGCCCUCCGCGUUUUGGCUAGUGACACUCUGGAGGAGACGAUUCAGCAACCCACAAGCACGGGAUCGAAACAGCCACUUCCAUACGAUGACGAGCGGUUUGCAGACAUGUUGUUGGAAAUGGAAGUUGAGGGAUCCCUCGACGAAACUUGGCAGGACGGGCGGAAGGCAUAUAUAGAAGAUGUAAAGGAGAUACUAGAAGUUUUGCGGUCACUUAAGGUCCGGGACAUCUGCGCUAUCGAUGUUAGUAAUAAAACGAGCAACUUUGACUAUAUGCUGUUUGGAACGUGUGAAGGACCACGGCACAUACAUUUAGCGGCAUGGGCGGUGCAAGAGGCGGACGCACUGAAGCGUGUCUGUAAGAUAAGGCGUAAACAGGUGGACCACACAUGGGAAGUGGUUCCCGUAGGGCGCAUAAUUGUGAAUCUCAUGCAGGAAUCGCUUCGAGAAGAAUUGUCCCUGGAGCGUAAGUGGGCCGUUACGAAAUGCAUGGAUCCCCUUAGUGUAGCCAAUGCACCAGUGAGCGAGGGGCGGAGCGUAAAGGCACACGGGUUGUGGACGUUAACGCUAAACCUACAGGACCUCGAGGAUUUUGAGGUGGACUAUUGCAAGGAUGUCCUGCUGACGCAAGUUUGA
Messenger RNA from Trypanosoma brucei brucei TREU927, 1050 nucleotides. RefSeq lists its product as hypothetical. Gene Ontology annotation, molecular function: ribosomal large subunit binding. The transcript has a single exon. Lineage: Eukaryota; Euglenozoa; Kinetoplastea; Trypanosomatida; Trypanosomatidae. Bases 1 to 1050 code for a protein of 349 amino acids. Gene Ontology annotation, biological process: negative regulation of ribosome biogenesis; negative regulation of translation. The record is from RefSeq and is a predicted model, not a curated record.